AUGCCUUCCUCCGCCCCUGUUUUGAGACCUAAAAAGGCGCAGCCGGUCGCAGCACAUAAAGAGCAGGAACCUAUCAGCUACGACAUCAAUAUCCCAUACGUGGAUGUUUCAAGAGAGAACCACCUGCGAACAAGGUAUCCCGAAUAUCUUCCGACAUGGGAUAAGCUCUGGUUCGAUCCGCUUCCUUACUUCGAUUAUGAGGACCCUGCGCUGCGAGUCAAGGACAAAUCCAAGCCCAACCUGCUGACCCCGAAUGUGAAAGUCACGGAUAUUCAGCCCCGAAUUGGCAGCGUUCUUGAAGGCGUGCAACUGAGCCAACUUUCUGCGGCCGCUAAGGAUGAACUGGCGCUUCUUGUCUCGGAGCGCAAAGUUGUCGCUUUCCCCAAUCAAGAUCUGAUUGAUGCCGGCCCCGCCGCCCAAGCGGCAUUCAUGAGCCACUUUGGCAAACCAAACUACCAGCCCGUAUCCGGUACUGUGCGCGGUUAUCCUGGUUUCCAUAUCAUUCACCGCGAUGGAAACCGCGAGGAAAUCUGUCGCUUUUUGGAACAGCGCACAACUACCACCCUUUGGCAUCAAGAUGUGAGCUAUGAAAUUCAACCGCCUGGCUAUGUCAUGUUGGGACUCCUUGAAGGACCCGAAGUUGGAGGCGAUACGGUUUUUGCUGCGACCGAUUUGGCUUAUAAGCGUUUGUCCGCUACCCUCUGCUCGUGGCUCGACACUCUAAGCGCAGUCCACUCGUCCGCGAAGAUGAUCAACCAUGCCCGCCUUACUGGUGGCUUGGUGCGUAAAGACCCCGUCGACACCGUUCACCCGCUUGUGCGCAUUCACCCUGUAACUGGAGAAAAAUGUCUAUGGUUCAACGGCGAAUUUAUUACCAAGAUUCCCGGCCUCAAAGAACCAGAGCAACGCUGGUUGCUUGAUUUCCUCAUGCAGCAUAUCGUCUCCGGGCACGACUUCCAGGCUAGAGUACGAUGGCAACCCAAGACCAUCGUCAUUUUCGACAACAGAAGCACCAUCCAUUCGGCUAUUGUUGAUUAUAUCGACGAUGAUUACGGCGCGAAACUCCGCCAUAUCUUCCGCCUGUGCGCACUGGGCGAAAAGCCGAUUCCCGUUUACGACGAAUUCGAAUGA
This is a messenger RNA of Aspergillus nidulans FGSC A4, 1131 nucleotides long. RefSeq names its product TauD/TfdA dioxygenase family protein. Bases 1 to 1131 code for a protein of 376 amino acids. Gene Ontology annotation, molecular function: oxidoreductase activity. The record is from RefSeq and is a predicted model, not a curated record. Lineage: Eukaryota; Fungi; Ascomycota; Eurotiomycetes; Eurotiales; Aspergillaceae. The transcript has 3 exons.